Molecule: messenger RNA, 348 nt
Organism: Staurois parvus
Lineage: Eukaryota; Metazoa; Chordata; Amphibia; Anura; Ranidae
Source: the annotation of a GenBank genome assembly
CCCACCCGCAAGUUUCCGCCACUUUCCUCACGUGCCCAGAACCGGCACCCACCGGUGUGCAUGCUGUUCCGCCCAGCAGUGCAGCCCCACCUGUUCCCAGCAGUGCACCCACCUGUGCCACUCUGCAGUGCCACCUACCUGUGCCCAGAAGUGCCACCUACAUGUGCCCAGCAGUGCCACCCACCUGUGCCCACCAGUGCCACCCACCUGUGCCACCUGUGCCCACCCACCAGUGCUGCCCACCAGUGCUACCCACCAGUGCAGUCCAGCAGUGCUGCCAGUCAGUGCCACCAGUCAGUGCCCAGGGGUUGUGCCAAUCAGUGCCACCAGUCAGUGCCCAGCAGUGAU